AUGUUCCGGCCUAUUCUAGUUCUCACUAUUCUUUCAUGCGUCUUAGCUUACCAUCAAUACCGUGAGCUUAAAUGCUCCACCCCAACCAACUCGAUCCGCGGAGGACCAGACCGUGCCGAAUGCCAUUUGGUGUUGAAGGCUGAGGAGUUGGAGACUGGACGUCCAGUUCCAACUGGACUCGGAUGUUGGCAGGAGGACCACGACGGAGAGGAGCGUGAGUACUGUGACAUUGUCUGUCCAAAAUCGCACACCGUCUUCAUCUCCUACAUCGACCAAGGGCAUCGUGCGUGCUUCAACUUCAUCACCUACCAAGUCGAAAAACGCAACGACGAGCACGUUCUCUGGCGCUCCGGAAAGUGCUUGAACUCCACUGUUAACUACCGUAUCGGAUGCAAAUUCGACGAUCCCUUCGAGACCCAAUUCAAGUCCGACAACGAGAUCUUUGCUCAUUUGAGAGCCCGUGCUCGCAGAGUUUAA
Caenorhabditis briggsae is the source of this 477-nucleotide messenger RNA. NCBI's taxonomy places the organism in Eukaryota, Metazoa, Nematoda, Chromadorea, Rhabditida, Rhabditidae. Bases 1 to 477 code for a protein of 158 amino acids. The transcript is spliced from 3 exons. The record is from RefSeq and is a predicted model, not a curated record.